UGAUAAAAAACCAGUCAUUUCUAAUAAUCUGUUUACUCUGUGACACAAAAGCUAUGGCAGACCCAAGUGAAGGAUUUGAAACAAAGGAGAGGAUCCGUCGACCAGACACCACAUUCCUUUGGAGUGGCCAAUUGAACGCAGAAGUCGCAGCAAAAGAGGCCUCUGCACUUUCUCCCGACACCAUUGAAGCCACCUGCAAAACUCCCACCGACUGGGAACCAGUCGACGACAUUAAACAACACAAAGGGAAAAAUGAGAGAAAGAAAGAGAAAAAUGAGAAAGUGCCCAAGAAUGAUGAAGAUGUCGAUCAAUCGACCAAAGUUGGAUGCGUCGAAAAACUGAAGGAUUUGAUAACAGGGCCCAAGCCAAGAGAAGAGAAUGAAACCGACAGUUCUGUCACUUAUAUUCAGAGAGGGAUUCACAGGGGACCUGUUGCAUCCCCGAGCCUGGGUGCACCGGCUCUGGCCGGUCUACCAGUGGGAACGUAUGAUGUUCAUCGACAUGUCGAAAAUAAAUUGGUAGCUCGGCCUAAAACAGAGAGCUCUGUCCAUGGCGGAUUUGGAUCUGGUCAGAAUCCAAGUGGGUCUCCUAAGAAAGAAGGGGUUGUUUCUAAGGUUAUGCACAAGCUUCAUCUUGGGGCUUAGAGAUAUUGGAGCUGGCUUUGAGGGAUUUCUGUAAAGAGGAAAACUUGUGGGACAUGAAAAUUGGGAAACAUGUUUUUGGAGGUCGGUCUAUUUUGUGCAGGUUUUGAUUUCAUGUAUGUUGUUGGGGAAUACUGUGUUUUUUUUUUGAUGAUUCAGUCGUCUUGUUGGGAUUUUUAUGUUUUGUGGUCUCUCAGAAUGAAUAUGAGAGGUUGUGAUUAUACUUAAUCGAUAUGUGUUGAACAUGA
Cryptomeria japonica (Japanese cedar) is the source of this 889-nucleotide messenger RNA. RefSeq lists its product as uncharacterized. NCBI's taxonomy places the organism in Eukaryota, Viridiplantae, Streptophyta, Pinopsida, Cupressales, Cupressaceae. The transcript is spliced from 2 exons. Bases 54 to 644 code for a protein of 196 amino acids. The record is from RefSeq and is a predicted model, not a curated record.